UGAGGAAGGAGAAAGUGUGUGAGGAAGAGUGUGCGAGAGCCGUCUUUGACCCGUGUGGCCACGUGGAUUCACAGCGAGUGUCGCGCAGCAGCAGGCACAACGUAUCUGGACUGUUAAUAUUGAAUCUGGACCGGACCAUUUCAGCUGAAGGGUUUGACUUGUUCAUGUACCAGUUGUUUUCCUUAACUUGACUGGCAGCUGGUUCUUCUGUUAUGAACAAUGCCUCUGGUGCACAGUGCUGGAUAUUUCUGAUCAAUGACUCGGUGUGACAUCAGCACAGAGGUGAGUGUGUGUGUGUGUGUGUGAUUGCCUGACCAGCUUUAGAGCUAAUAGAAGACCUCAAAGAGAGUCAGGAGAGUUUUUUUCAUACUUUGUGUCUCUGAAACACCCUGUUUCAUCAACAUCAGAAGACCCCCACCAACCCACACCCAAUUACGAUAGCACCUUGAAGGACCUGAGAGUCUGGAUAUUCCGCCACAUUUAUUGAGGAUGCUGGAAUGAGAACGAUAUCUCUGGAUGUAACAAUCACAUCCGUUGCUCCUUGGCCCUUAUUUUUAUGGGAUUAGUUUGUACUUUAGACUUGAGCUGAAACAUUUUAGGACUCUAAACUCCACCUCAUCCUCUCUACUGGACAUCAAGAAUCCUGAAGGUUCAACCCCUUGAAGACAACAUCUCCUUGCUCUCCUACGCUCACCCAGUCAUGGAUUCACAGGGUGGUCCCUACCUCAACACGAGGGCCCUCUGCUCGCCUCUGGGUGCCGCCCGCCUCUGUCAGUUAGCCAUGGGCUGUGCAGUGAUCGCCAUGGUAACCCACAGUGCGGGCUACAGCGGGUCACAUGGUGUGUUCUGUAUGGCGGCGUGGUGCUUCUGCUUCGCCAUGACGGUCGUGGUGUUUUUCCUGGACGCCACUCGUCUCUACAGCUGCCUACCGAUUUCCUGGGACAACCUCACCGUCACAUGUGCUGCCUUCGCGACGCUCAUGUACGUGACCACGUCCGUGGUCUACCCGCUCUUCUUUGUCCGGUCCGAGUGCCCCUACGCCGGCUGUGAAGUCAGAAAUUUUCGCAUUGCUGUGACCGUGUGCUCCAUCCUGGGUGCUGUGGCCUACGGGGCCGAAGUGGCCCUGUGCCGCGCCAGGCCGGGCCAGGCCGUGGUGGGCUACAUGGCCACCGUGUCCGGCCUUCUCAAGGUCGUCCAGGGCUUCGUGGCCUGCAUCAUCUUUGGAGCUGUGGCCAACGGCAGCGAGUUCUCCCGUCACGCCGCGACCAUCUUCUGCGUGGUGGUGUAUGCCUCCUGCUUCGCUCUGACCGCGCUGGUGGUCGUCAUGACGGUGUGUGGGCGGACAAAGGCCGUGGGCUGCUUGCCUUUUGACCGCUUUGUCGUUGUGUGCACCCUCCUGGAGGUCCUGCUGUACCUGAGCGCAUCGGUGGUGUGGCCAGUGUUCUGCUUCGACGCAAAGUACGGCUCCCCGUGGAGGCCGUCGUCCUGCCCUCAGGGGCGGUGUCCGUGGGACAGCAAGCUUGUGGUGGCUGUGUUCUCCUUCGUCAACUUUGGACUGUAUGUGGCGGACCUGAUCUACUCCCAGAGGAUCAGAUUUGUCUCUUCCCAUAACUCGAGAGCGUAGCAGCGGAUGGAGGCAUGUUGGUAUCAUGUUGGCUUAAGUUUAAGGUUUAAGUUAUUCAUCUGUGUUCGUGUUCUGUAUUUGGUUUGUGCAUUUAUUUGAUAUUUAAAGACAGGAAAUACAGAGAGGGUUGUGGGGGGUUGGUGGACUGGGGGAUGGGAUGGAGGUAAAGAUCCCUGGACAUCACUGGUGCUGCUCGUGGUCUAACUGAGGCACCCAGACACCUCAAAUUCAACGUGAAACUACUCUGGAAUGUGAGCAUGGAAUUUUAACCCUACAUUCCCUGCGCCAAUCCCCCCCCCCCCCCCGAAGUGACACCCCAUCUCUUCAACUCACCCCAUCUUCACUUUUGGGAGAACAGCCAGCCUCACCCGAGCAGCCCAGGAGCCUGGUAUGUUCUGCCUAAAUCCUCAUAAACAAAGACACUCCCGCUAUUCUUGACCAGCGGCAUAACACACACUGCACUGCCCACUUGGAAUGCUGCUCUAAUAAUACAUCAAAUGUAUAAAUACUAAAGCUGGCAUUGGCAUCUGUGGCAUCUGAGAACCCCUCACCAGAGAGUUGAGGACAUCCACCUGACCGCCGAAAAUAAACACGAGCUGCCUGCACUCACAACGAAGCAGUUUCUGAGAGGCUUCUUCUUUAAGCCCAUUGAAAAAAACACCACCCACAAUUACACAAUCUGAUCAUGGUCAGUGUGACCGAAGCAUGUUUGCACGCUGUCACAGAAAGUCAAACAAGUCCUUAAACCAACAGGUCAAAUGCAAAAAAUGAGAUGUGUUUCUAUUUAAUACAUUUCCAUUUCCAGCUAACUGCUAGUUAGAAAUCUGUGGAUGUUUUUGAUCUGUGUGAAUCACUCCUGGUUCACAGUUUAACACAGAAUCGAUCAAUGUGCUCAUGUUCACAAUAGAUCAAACUGUAUAUACUAGGUUUAUUUGAAAAAUACAACUCUACCUUGAACUCUCCAGUUCCCCUCAGCUUUACAGCUUCGCUAAGCUCCUUCUUUGGUUUCAUAGUUCGCAACUUUACUGUUUUCAUUUAAUCUUGCUUACGUCAUGGAGGCUCUGUCCAUAUUUUCUAUAGAACAUAUGUGAGAUUCAACUUCGUUUCUCAAAAAUCCUACAACCUCCCCCUCCUCCUCCUCUCCGUCCUUCACUCCUCUCAGCUUUGGUCACUUCAUCGCUCUAAUCCAGGAUCAAUGUAUACCCCCCGUCACAGCUUUGAGCGCUAUGGGCGGAUCAUUUUAAGUCCUGGGGAAGUCGCUGGGCCACAGCACACGUAAAGCAAGUCCAUCUCCGGUUGGAUGCUGUGGUAUCCAAAUCUAUCUAAGACUUGUGUGUUAUUAGAGAUUUGCUUUAUAAGGCGUUGUACCAAUUUUUGUAAAUAAGAGAGUAAAUACAAGUGAACAAUGUGUUCAUUCAGAAAAAGCAGCUGAGCAGUAGACGCGGGUUUAUUUCAACUGUUUAGCAAUUAAUAAACAUAAAUUCCGCUGUGUUUCGUUUUCUUAUCAUCAUCCUGCAGGUCUUUCUAUGCACAGGCUCUCUGGAGACAUUACUCACUUUACACCUCAGCGGAUAUUUCCAAAAUAGGAUACAACAUCACUGGAAUAUGACAGAGCCCAGAGAAAGCAGCGGCUAAAAGUGACAGACGCUCUGUGGCUCCAUCAAGGCCCGUGUGCUCCCUGCUGCUCUGCAGAUCCCCAUUGAGCAGCUGUUCCAUGUUCGGUACUCACUUUACUCCUGACUCCUAGCGGGCCUCCAUCUUAAACAAUGUCAACAUGCACGGACGCACACACACAUACACACACACAUAUACAGCCCAGAGUGUCUUUAUAAUUAUUUUGACAGAGAUGAACUGCGACAGGUGUCAAUCGGAGACGCCCCUUCCUCAUGGCAGGGCCGCAGGGCGGCGGAGGGACAGAGGACUGCUGGCUGGCUGUCAUGUUUAAUCUCUGCUGGUGCACGUUGCUGAUGUCAACUUCCCCGCCGUUGCCCUCGGCUCUUGUUUUUCCAAAUGUUCGUGUAAAUCAUCGGCUCACUGAUCUAAGCCUAUAAAAGUAAAAACUUUUAUCAACCGUGAACUGCAGAACAUCCAGACAGAGGCUCUCUCGAAAUCAAAGACCUCCUCUCUGGGUUUUGCAAACCAGUGAAUCAACGAAAAUUACAACCAUCACUAAAUUCCCUCCUGUGACCACGGUACGUCCUUUUCAAUCUUCUCUCCACUUAAUGAACUCCCUCUAAGCUCAGCGCCUGCUGAACUGCAAACGGAAAUGCACAAGCAGUGUGACGUUUUCUAUUCCCUUCAUUAUCUUUUGGGGAGUUUUGCUUAGAUUUUUCGGUGAGAUUUUGUGAUCCGCUCAGGGAAAUCCUUCAUUAGUUUUGGGUGUUAACAUAAAACUGAAGGCUGACAUUGAUUAGAGCGGAUGCUUUAAUGACGCUGCUUUGCAGUAAUUCUCAUUCUUGUGUUCGGGCUGCUGGAGGGAGAUGAAGGCACUUGGGGGAGAGUUUCUGAAUAUGCACAUCUCCUCUCACUCAAUACAGCUGUCUCUGUCUCUCUCUCUCUCUCACUCUCUCACUCGCCCUCUUAUUUUACGUUUUUCACUCACACCUCUGGGAACUUAUCACUGCUAGCAACAAAUUGUUGUGAACGCUUCUCCUGGGUCAGCUUGGGACGAAAAGAAGUGAAUAAAAGGGUUUUUUGUUUUGUGGUAUUUUUAAUAAAUCUCUUGGGCGUAUGUCAAAACAAGAAGGAGCGACUGAGUGUUGUCACGCCUCAGCACACAUGCCAAGUCUGAGUGAUAGUACAGCAGCAGGCAGUGGUAAAUUUACUUUUUGUGUGUGUGUGCUGUGUGUGACUGAGAGGCAGAGUCGCAGGGAUACGUCACUGAAGUGUUCAGCUGGUUUGAGAUUAGGUUCGGCGGAUAGUUUUGCAAGUAAUUAUUGGAAAAGCCGAAGCAAGAAGGGGAUGGAAACACUGUGCCGUACGGCCCUCGUGUCCAUCUGUUAUUGUGCACUUUGUAACAUCCGAAAGAAGGGAAUAAUCCUGUUCCUGAUUUGAAGAAAUUCAAAAGUAUACUGACUCAAGGACAUUUUGCAAUUAGAGUAAAAUAUUUACACAAUUGCAAAUCUAUAAAUUUGGAGCACUCAAAAAGACUUUUACAAAUGAUUGAUGCUUCCUGUUCUGUUGGGCAGGUCUUCAAAAACACUGAAUGCUCCAUUUACCAGAAUGAAAUGACAUCACUUUGCCCCCUAAAUGCGCCGUCGUUAAAACCCCACACCUUCAGUUUGUAUCUUAGUCCCACACAGCCGGAUCUAUCUCCACAGCGCAGUGUCAGCACUGGGAGAAGGUCUCGCUC
Messenger RNA from Pungitius pungitius (ninespine stickleback), 4976 nucleotides. RefSeq names its product myeloid-associated differentiation marker-like protein 2. Gene Ontology annotation, cellular component: membrane. The record is from RefSeq and is a predicted model, not a curated record. The transcript is spliced from 2 exons. The coding region runs from base 701 to 1624 and encodes 307 amino acids. Lineage: Eukaryota; Metazoa; Chordata; Actinopteri; Perciformes; Gasterosteidae.